Messenger RNA from Naegleria gruberi, 477 nucleotides. RefSeq lists its product as uncharacterized. Gene Ontology annotation, molecular function: protein binding. Lineage: Eukaryota; Heterolobosea; Eutetramitea; Acrasida; Naegleriidae. The transcript has a single exon. The record is from RefSeq and is a predicted model, not a curated record. The coding region runs from base 1 to 477 and encodes 158 amino acids.
AUGUCAACGUUCAGUGAGCUGCCAUCAGAGCUACAAAUUGAAAUAUUUUCAAAUCUAUCGGUCAUACAUUUAGGAAAAAUUCUAUCCAUCAACAAAUCCACACAUGAUCAACUUUUGCAGUCGGAAGUCUUUUGGAAAUCAUUGAUCAAAAAUUAUUCGAAACUUUCAGGAGAUUCAAAUCAAUCCUGUGAUGAAUUAUUCGACAUUUCUGAGGUAAAGAAUCAACUAAUCGACAUGAUCCGAUAUAAAAAUAUGAAAACCCAAUUUCUACGCAAGAAAUGUAUAGAAUUCGAAUACACGUUAAGAGAAUUACUAGAAGUUCAAGCAGAAUUACAAAGUGUACUCCAGUUCAGACCUGAAAAGAACGAAUCUCAAAAAAUCAAUAGGGAAAUUGAGAGCAUCCAAGAAGAGGUUGCCAAUACCAGAAAGAAAAUGGAUGCAUUGGAAGAAAGUUUGGAGAAAAUGACAAUUGAUUAA